AUGGAGAUCGCCGCCACGCUUGUCGAAACAGCGGCACACAUGACUGUUAUAUGCGACACAACUGAACCAAUGCUCGUUCUAGGAACUGAUGUUGGUACCACUGUCAGAAAGUUCUUCGAGAAAAAUGGAGUGCGGGUGCUCGUGAACGCCACAACAGCGUGGUUUGUAGGAGCAGAUCACGUUAGCGGCGUCCAAUUGCUGUCAGGAGAAAUUGUGCCAGCAGAUGUGGUCGUGAUCGGAGUUGGGUCCCGUCCACCAACAGAUUUCCUCAAAGACUCCAAUGUGCAACUUGAUGCAGAUGGUUAUAUCAAGGUGGAUUCAAAUUUCAAGGUAUGCAACAUAUUCAAAAAUAAAUUGCGAAUUAGAUGCUUAUUUCAAACCAUCGAAACUGUUGUUCUUUCUUGA
Molecule: messenger RNA, 405 nt
Organism: Cooperia oncophora
Lineage: Eukaryota; Metazoa; Nematoda; Chromadorea; Rhabditida; Trichostrongylidae
Source: the annotation of a GenBank genome assembly